This is a messenger RNA of Triplophysa rosa, 1010 nucleotides long. RefSeq lists its product as uncharacterized. The coding region runs from base 1 to 792 and encodes 263 amino acids. NCBI's taxonomy places the organism in Eukaryota, Metazoa, Chordata, Actinopteri, Cypriniformes, Nemacheilidae. Gene Ontology annotation, molecular function: protein dimerization activity. The transcript has 3 exons. The record is from RefSeq and is a predicted model, not a curated record.
AUGCUGCUGGAGGAUCAGGAUUUUAAUUUUUUUCUGCAACUUUUCCACAACAUCAUGCCACACGUGGACAUCCUCUAUGCCAAACUCCAGAAGAAGGACAUAGAUUCAGUCCACAUUAAGGGGAGCAUCCAGCAGUUCCAGCAGGACAUACAGAAGAUCAGAAAUUCUCUCCAUUCUCUGGUUAACCAAAGCAGUGAAGGAGCUUCUCAACCAAAGAGGCGGCGGUUGCUUAGUCCAGAGGUCCAUGAACGGAUUGCAACAGAGGUCUGUGACACCAUACUCCAACACACCAUGGAACGGUUCUGCUUCACAAGCCACCUCGUUAGUGCCACCCUGCUGCAAGCAGACAGGUUUGAACAGUACACAGUGGCGUUUCCUGAAGAUGCACUGAGUAGGACUUUGAAGGCCUAUCCAGUGCUCAAUGGGAGUAAGCUAAAGACAGAGCUUAGUCUCAUCUACUGCAAGGAAGAGUUCAGAACCUGUUGUGGUGCUGUGGACCUACUGCAGCUGUUUAAGGAGAACAAUCUUGAAGAAGUCUUUUCAGAGACUGUCACUCUCCUAAAGAUCCUCAUCACCACACCCAUGACCACAGCAGAGGCUGAGAGGUGUUUCUCAACUUUGAAAAGAGUUAAGACUUUUCUGAGAAAUAGCAUGACCCAGGAGAGACUAAAUGCAUUGGCCAUGCUGUCAAUGGAGAAGAGAAUGGUGACUGAGAUCAUUGACUUUAACCAGAAGGUCAUUGAGAAAUUUGCAAGUCAGAAAGAAAGGAGAGCAAAAUUUAUUUUCAAAUAGUGUUAAUGGCCAAUGAUUAGGUAACUAUAGUGUGUUGUGUUUUUUUUGAAUGAUUACCUUGAUUACUUCAUUACUGAUAAUAAACCCACAUUCAAUUCAAAUUCACUGAUUCAUAGUACAUUUAUUUGCAUGUAUUAACAUUGACUGUAAUAAUGAUACAUCACCUGAUUAAUGGCUAUUUAUAGUCCUGCAUUACUGACAGUUGUUGUUUGCGCCCC